CUCCACGGCGUCAAAUUCGACCCGGAUCCGACUCUAAUAGGUCCGGUUCCCGUUUUCACACUUUUGGAGCUGCACCUGAAGAGAUUGCUCAUUGCCCCGUCGAAGCGGAAGCGAUUGCUGAAGAAGAUCAUGGGCAUGGCAAUGGUAGAAAUAGUAACGAUAAGCCAAAUAGCGUAAAUGAAUAUUGUUCAAAUCGUAGUUGAUUCUUAAUCAGUAGCUAAAAUCAUUGUUUCUGUUGAUCCGCUCUUCUCCGAGGACUCUUCGCGUCUUCAAGAAUUCUACAUAGAGUGAUGGCAGAAGAGUCAACAACAUGUGUCUGGCAUGGCUAACGGCCCAUCAGCAAGUCUCAUAGACGACUUCCCUGAGCGAAUUUCCGAAAAGAGUCCUUGAAAACAAUCUUCUUAGGGGUGGUCUAUAAACAUAAGAGAGAAACAAAGUGAAAAAAAAAAGAGAUGCUGGGAUUUUCAUAUGGAGAGGUAUUUCUGUUGCUUGGUGCUACUGCUGCUCUUAUUGGACCUAAAGAUCUACCAAUCAUCGCUAGAACACUAGGCAGAUUUGCUGGGCGUUCCAUUGGUUAUGUUCAAUUGGCCCGUGGCCAGUUAGAAAGUGUCAUGCAGCAGUCCCAAGCUCGCCAGGUGCAUAAGGAACUGCAAGAUACCAUGGCUCAACUAGAAGCUAUACGUCAUGAAAUUCGAACAAUCUCUUUUAUGAAUCCUGGUCCACUGACAUCAAGGCUAGUGGACAACAUCAACACUACAGCUGGGGAUAACACGACUGCAAAUGGACCUCAAAAAUCUGAUGAAGAGAGCACAAUCGUUGAAAAUGGACCUAAAAAAUCUGAUGAAGACAUUACAAUAGUUGAAAAUAGACCUCAAAAAUCUGAUAAAGAGAGCAAAACAGUAACUAUCACACCUAAGGAACAUAAUUCAAGGAACUCAGCUUUAUCUGAUAUGCACAGCCAAGCAGCUGCUUAUGCGAGAUUAGCAGAGAUGGCUCCUUUGAAAUCUGUAUCUAUAGAGAGAGAAGGUCUGAGUGAACUGACCGAUGAAUCUGGCAGUAUUGUUGUACUUCCUGUCUCUGCUGAAAGCGCAGGAUUGUUGCCAAAACGUAAAGCUGGAGCAAAAGGGUCUGACAUUAUCUUAGAAGCAAUACUGGAGGCAGAUGUGGCAAAGAAUGCCAAAGAAUUUUUCUCACAGCCACAAAACCAAUUAAAAAGUGAAUGAAGAGUUUUUGAAAGAGAUGGUGUAUAAACUUCGCAUGUGCAACAAAAGAGGAGGAAACCAAGAGAACAUUUUAGCUGAAGCCAGAGUAUAAGAAAUCUGCGAAGGAUACAGGUGUCGAGCCAAUUGUGUCUCCGUUUUAAUUUAUAUUAGAUGUGCAACGUAGAGUGAUAGGUUUAGUCAGAAAUUUUCAAUAUUUAUCGAUAGGUGUGUUGAUAUAAUGUUGUUGUCAAUCAUGAGAUGCAUAGAGUUAUGUGGAUGGGAUACUUACUGGAAUGUGCUAACUUAACCUAUUUUCUUUAUUUUACUUUGCCUUUUAAUUU
This is a messenger RNA of Solanum stenotomum, 1543 nucleotides long. RefSeq lists its product as uncharacterized. The record is from RefSeq and is a predicted model, not a curated record. The coding region runs from base 453 to 1223 and encodes 256 amino acids. NCBI's taxonomy places the organism in Eukaryota, Viridiplantae, Streptophyta, Magnoliopsida, Solanales, Solanaceae. The transcript has 3 exons.